Molecule: messenger RNA, 807 nt
Organism: Phytophthora nicotianae INRA-310
Lineage: Eukaryota; Oomycota; Peronosporomycetes; Peronosporales; Peronosporaceae
Exons: 2
Coding region: 1-807 (268 amino acids)
Source: RefSeq, a predicted model, not a curated record
AUGGAUGUGGAAAAUGAUGCAAACCUUGGGCACAGCUCACUAUGGCGAGUAGCACUCACUGCCACCUCCCUCGGCAUCGUCCACGUGCUUUCUGGGCCAGACCACCUUGGGGCGCUUGUGGCUCUCUCCAACGGGAAAACAUGGCGCCAGGCGUUUUUUCUCGGGGUGCAGUGGGGGUGCGGGCACUCGAUCGGUAUCCUGGCUGUUGCGCUGUUCUGCGUACUUAUCAUUGGUCACGCUUUGGCUCCCAACAGCAUCUUUAGUGCCGUUUGCAAAUACCUCACCGGUCUUUGUCUCGUGUUUCUCGGAGUCUGGACGCUGUGUGAUGCUCAUCAGGAAUAUAACGAGAUUAACGUGCCUCCCAGUCCCACGCAUUUAGCUUCAUCACCAAAGUCGAGGUGGAGUCAAGUACAGUGUCAAGAUACGUCCUACGUUCUACUGCAGUCGCCAAAUGACCCAAGUGCGAGAUUAUAUCUCAGUGCGUCGUCGGCAGCCAGCAUAGGAGCAGGUAUCUUGCAUGGAGCUGCUGGUCCAGGUUGUCUAUUGGCAGUGUUGCCUACCCUCUCGAUGCAGAAUGACACUUUACGGACUCUGUUAUAUCUCGGAUGCUUUUGUGGGAGUUCCAUCUUGUCGAUGGGGUCGUUUGCUGCACUCUAUGGGGAAUUGACACAGCGAAGUGGCAGGGCACGAUCUUCGAAUGCAGCAUACAACGUUGCUGUAGCUUCGUCGGUGCUAUCGAUAGGUGUAGGAACUGCUUGGAUCGUGCUGCAAGCUACCGGUGUGUUGAACCGCGUGUUUGGGGAUUGA